AGAUUUUCAUGAAUUUCGGACGUUAUUAUAACCUCUGAUUACUGAAUUUUCACAUUUAUUUACUCUAAUAACACUCGUGAUAAACAGAUUUACCGUAUCUCAUCACUGGGAAAUCUGUGAAAGGUCAAAUCAGGAUUUUUUGCCUUCGAUGUUCCACAAUCGGUGUAGACACAAAGUGCACGUGGAGGCGACAUGCUGACCACGAAAUCUUCUUCGCUAAACACGAUAAACCUAUCCAAAAAAAUCUCACGAAACUAGAACGAUGUACUUCCCUAUUCACUACUAUUAUUUAUCGCUAUUUGUUGCAAAAAAAAUCUGUAAACUGUCGACUACAAUGACCAACAAACACAGAGACUGCGGUAAAGCUCUCUUCGCGCUGUUUACACAGCAGGAUCGAGCGGGAAACUGACAGGAGCUGCGUUUUCGCGGUUUUUUCCUAGUCAGAAAAAUAUGGUUGUCGCAACCAAUACUUUUGUAAAACCUCCUUACACACUCAUUAUUCAUUUUCUUGUCAUUUAUUUACUUUCAUUAUUGUUAAAAAGUAUAUUUUACAUAAUAUACUGCAUGAAUGAUGAAUCGUCUGCUUGUGCGUGCUCAUAUGCGCGCCAAGCUGUAGGAAACUCAUAGGUGGCGCCGCCGAGCGGUUGGGUAACAGAACUAACGGCCUGUUACCCAAGCUUUCGUCCCCCCAUUUUAACCCAGAACCGUUCUUCUAUAGGAAGUCUAUAUUCGUUGCACAUAGUGUCACCGCGACUCGGUAUAGCCCGCAAGUGCGGGAGAGAAAGAGAGUAUCCAUAACUGAUGAAAAAGUAGCUAUCCAAUGAUGCCCAAAAAAAGAUAACGACGAGAUGUCAUUGAGUUCUUCACUCAUCACUUCGAAAUUCUUAAGUUUAUAGGUUAAUUCGGUUCAAAUUAUCAUGUAAUUCAUUGUACUUGCUGUGCAGACUAAAAUACAUAAACAAACCAAUAAGUGGUAUACUCUCUUUCCCUCUCUCCUACUUUUGCCUUGCACACUCAACUCUCUCUAUAUUAUAUCCAGAUCAUCUCUAAAUAUUAAGUUCUCGAAUACCUCUCUACGUAGUUUACAUUUUGACAAACAAACUUUUAUCAAUAUGGACUUUCGAUUUGAUAUCAAUAAGCUUUUGCCAAAAAGGAUCAAUAAAAUUACACAUACACUUAUUCCUGAAGGCUUUAGAGGAGAUCGUCGAGAAUACAAUGAUUGCCAAAGGCUACUUACAAGAAUACUUGAUGAUAUGGGCGAGGCAUCUGCGAAGGCUCAAGGACUUAAUAGGACUAUCACCAGUGCUUUAAAACUCAGAGAUACGGAUCAUAUUAUUUACCUUAUGGUUGAUAAUGAAGGGAACAAUGGGCUUGGCAGCGUUGUUGGUCUUCUUAAAACUGGCUCCAAAUUGCUAUUCAUGUUUGAUGAAAACGGCCGUCAUUAUCAGAUAAAGCCUCGAUGUAUUCUAGACUUUUACAUUCAUGAAUCGCGACAACGUAUGGGAUUAGGAAUGGAAUUGUAUCAGCACAUGCUCUCAGAAGAGAAUUUAAAACCAAUUAAAUUGGCGAUAGAUCGACCGUCUGAUAAAUUUUUAUCUUUCCUCAUGAAGCACUAUGGAUUAACAACAAUAAUACCUCAAAAUAAUAAGUUUGUCGUUUUCAAAGGCUUCUUUGACGACGAAAUUGAAGAAUCACAGAGCAGCAACAAUAGAAACAACUCAGCAUCACCCACUAGACAGUCUGUUGAUGGAAAUAAUCAAACCAAUCUUACAGAUAUCCAAUCGCCUAGAAAUAAUAGCAGUAAUGGAACACCUCGCAGCGCUUAUGGUAGAUAUGCCGCAUCCCGUCCACCGUGUUCUAUGGCUACUAUAAUACACCAUGCUGUGACUGAUCAACCAGCUAAUACAAAAUCGUCGUUGAGAAUGUUUCCAGAUCGGCCAGAUUCAGUGACUUUCAGUAAUUAUGAAAAGCAAGAAAAAGAAACUACAGAGAUUGAAGAUGGAAACGAUAGUAUAACAAUUGCUGAAACAAUGGUGGAAGACAUGCACAUACACGAAGACAAUGAUAACGAAACGGUAUUUUCUCAACCUGAGGGUGUAACAGAUGACGUAAAAGACGAACUAGAAGAGACUCCAGAAGCAUUGGCAGAGGCAAAUGAUAAUGAUAAGAUCGAUAGCGCGAUUUCCGUAGCAGGCUCUGAAGAAGUUCCUGUCGACGAAAACGCACUAACCAGUGCGGGGCACCUAGACCUUAAGUUUUAUCAUUCCCCUUUGUGGUAAAAAAUUUCUUUUUCGGCUGCUAACUUUUGAUGUUUUCAAUGUUUUGUAUUUCAAUAAAUGCCUAUGAUUAAGAGAUAUUGGUUAGUAAGGAGUGUCGAGAGUCCAGUUUUUGAAUUUUCAUCAGACAAAGAUCUGUGUAAACAUGUUAAGUACGGUUGUCAUGUAUUCAAUUGUUAAAACUAUAAUUCAAUUCCUUUUCCCAUAUAACCGUUAUGAAAUUUUUGUUGAAGUUACUGUUGAAUUCUCAUAAUUUAUUGUAUUACGUUUUGACGUAUAACGAUUAUAAAUUUGUUUUUAUGAGCGAGGAUAUAUACAUUUACAAAAAGCUACAUAUACGACGUGCCAUUGUCGAAAAUUGAAAGCUAUUUUACACAAGUAAUUUGAUAAAUGAACAUCGAGGACUCCUCUGACACCCUUUUCGAAUGUAGCAAAUAUGAUUAAUUUUAUAGCAUUUGAUAGUAUUUAAGAUAUAGAAACUGUAAUUGAUAGUUCUAAACAAUUUAUACAAUAUAGAAGCAUGAUUAGCAACAUUUUAAGUUACUGUGAAUAUUGGUUUAGCAAAAAAUGAGUUUGGCAAAGCCUACGAUGCUAUCGAGAUCUGAUGAAAUCAGAGGUGGAAGUUAGUCUAUUAGAGCCAAUUAUUAAGUCUAUUCCCGACGAAAAUUCUAAAAUGUUUACAGCUUAUUUGAUCGGUAAAUAAAGGACCGAUAUCAGAUUUCAAUGUAUAGCUAUGACGAGCAAUUAACCUUAGGCAUAUAUUUACGAUGAAUAAAUAUCUUACCUAAUCGUAAAAAAUUCAGUCUCAAGAAAUAAUAAUAAUUUAUUCCUCUAGUUGUAAUAGACAAUAUACAAAAUUGCAUUGAUGCUGCAUAAGAUUUAAAGAAACGAAAGUAGAGACAUUUUUAAUACUUGCGCGCCUUUUAAGAAAAGUAUACAGAUAAAAGUUACCAUAUACAGGUAGACUUUUGGAUGUUUCGAGUGCUAUGUGAAUGUUGAGAGAGAGAGAGAGAGAGAGAGAAAGAGAAUAUCGUUCAAUGCCAAUUUUUGUAAACUUUUUAAUAUCUGUACACGUUGCGUUUUGAUAACGGUUUUAUUGAAAUAAUUUAAUAGACCCAAUAGAAUUCCAAUCAUUAGUCCAAUUUAUUUAUUGAUAUAGUUUAUACAAUGAUGGUUACUUAGUUUGUACUCCAUGCAUAUUCUUGCUCGCUUAAUCAUUUUAAGUGCUUAAUUUUAUUGCCAGCCAAAGGAAUUAAGUACUGCAAGUAUUUUAAAAUUUCAAAAAUCAAAUAUUUCGAAGUCUGCGGCGCUCAUUUAGAAUGCGUUGUCUCGUCUCAGGGAUCAUCUUCAUAAUUUAGUAUACGUACCUUAAAAGUGUCUAUUGUGCUCCACGUAAGGUUCUAUCAAUUAUUAUAUCGUAAAAGAUGUCAGACAGUAACGCUAUGUCGUACAACACACGCAUUUCGAAAGAUUUACCGAAUCAUCAGUUACACAAUUUUGAUUAUUUCUAAUCAACGAGAUAAUCAAAGCGUAAAUCUAUAUCGAGUUAAUGCAAAUACCAAACUGCGUUACUUUUACGUUUAUGUUUUCUGUUAUUAAAAAAAUAUUAUCAAUUGUUAGCCUACUGUUAUUUCGUUGUAUUACGUUGCAUUAUACGUAUACCCAAUGUACGAAUUUGUCUAAAGCAUAUGAAUAAAUAUACAAUAUAAAAAGCACAAAAAA
Molecule: messenger RNA, 3998 nt
Organism: Nasonia vitripennis (jewel wasp)
Lineage: Eukaryota; Metazoa; Arthropoda; Insecta; Hymenoptera; Pteromalidae
Product: alpha-tubulin N-acetyltransferase
Exons: 9
Coding region: 1113-2279 (388 amino acids)
Biological process (GO): alpha-tubulin acetylation
Cellular component (GO): microtubule
Molecular function (GO): tubulin N-acetyltransferase activity
Source: RefSeq, a predicted model, not a curated record